GGGCCAGGAGGGCAGAUGGCAGUGCUGGUGGAUAAGCUGACGUUCCUCCAGCAGCUGCCACUUCUAUUAAAGGGGACCUCUGAUGAUGACACCCCCUGCCCCGGAUACCUGUAUGAGGAGAUGGCCAAGAUCUCGCACGAGUCCUCUGGAAGCUGCCAGUGCCUCCUGGAGUAUCUUCUGAACCGCCUGCAGAAUAACUCAUGUCAUGUCAAGUUGAAGGUGCUGAAGAUCCUGCUCUAUCUGUGUUCUCAUGGCUCCAACCAGAUCAUCCAAGAUCUCCGACGCAACGCGGUGUACAUACAGGAGGCUUCAGCUUUUAGUGGACCCCCGGACCCUCUUCAUGGUAUCAGCCUGUACCAGAAGGUACGGGCGGCCGGUCAGGAACUUGUGGGCAGCUUGUAUACAGAUCCCAGGCCUCGUCCUGCCAGUAUGGUGCCAAACAAGGAGAGGUGCCAGCCCGGAAUGGGGUCCCAGGUCUCCCGUUCCCAAGGCUUUGGCUAUUCCCAGGAGAAACAGAACUUUGGUACCCCCAGUGAAGCCCUGCUGAGCGGCAUACAUAGGGCAGCCAUAGCUGUGACCCAGAAAGUGCUGGUCGGAGCAGGGUCGCCGUCUUCCUGUCUCAGGGAUCAGGCGGAGGACACGUACAGGCCGGUGGCGGUACCCCUGGGUGAGAGAAGCCCAUCCGCAGGGAAGCCGCUGCCUCCAGCUGCUCACAGCAUCAGAGGCGGACACCGCUCAGGAGUCCCUGGGGGAGGAUGGGACGACAGUGAUAGCGGGCACAGCUCCCAGGACUCUUUACAAGACAAAUCCCCACGCAGCCUGUCCUCAGAUGCCGGCAGCAAGGCAGGCAGCGAUGGCCAGUCCCGCAGCAGCAACCGGGAGAACGCGGAGAUGUCUGAAAGGGUGGAGCCUGCCCAUCCAGGCGACUGUCUACAGGAGGCGCAGCUGGUUCUGAACAUCACCAGGGGACAAAAAGUCUUCCUCACCCAAGAGGAAGUGCAGCAUUUCGUCAGAGGGUGUUCACUGCUGAACUGUGAAGUCGUCUUCGAGAUGUUAAACCGUUCGCUGGAAGAUGACAGCGCGGGGGUCAAACUGGUGAGAAACCACAGUUUACAUUACUUUCGGUCUAUGUGCGCUAUCGCGUCCCUCAUGACCUCCGACCUUCUGUCACAUGACCACAUGCUGGCGGUAGUUAGGAAUAAUCUGAUGAAGCUGGGCCGAGGACCACCAGGACCAGUGAAGGACAAAGCCAGGAAGAUUCUUCUCCAGUUUGAAGCUUUAACCCAAACCUCUCCUAAGCAUGGGACUGUCCUCCAGUUACCCACCUUGCCGUCUACCCAACCCAACCCCUUGGACCUUCUAACAGACACCCUCCCUGAAACGGGCGUCGAAAAUCUACUGACCCCCUCGAGCAUCCCUACUUCCCCCAUUGCAGCGUCGGAUCCCACAAAACCUGCUUGCUGUGGACCUGUCGAGAACGGAGGCCAAAAUUCAGACGGCGGAGUUGUGGCCGCCAUCGAGAAGGAUGACCGCGUCCAGACUGAGGCCCAUGGGCGAUUUUCACUUUUUGAUGGCAUGGAGCUGGUGACGCCAGUAAGGAGACUUGGGAAGGAGGAUGGAGAAAUGACGAGUCAGAUGCCUUCUGAUACCAGCUCCGUGUGGGCGGAGUCACAGGAGAGGACUUGUAAGCCUGGCCUAUCAGCUUUCUCCUUCUUGAAUAGCCAGCCCAGGACGUAGCGCUGCAGAGGACGGUGGUGUCUGUGUCUGGUGACUACUGGUUUCUGCCUGUUGCUCUGCUGCGGCCAUUGACCGGGUGGAGAUACUGAAGUCAGGCGGCUGGACUGUCCGGCAGAAACCAGAGAACACUGACCCACCCAAGUACAAAGGGCUGUGUAUAAUUGGUGACGUACCGCGCAGACGCUGUCAAUAAAAUAUUUGGUACUGUGGAGUCCGAGGAGGAUUUCCGAGAACAGGCCCUCCAGAGGUUGCAAAACUACAACUUCCAUCAAGCCCAGACAGUAUACAGUUAUCAGGGCAUGCUGACAGUUGUAGUUUUGCAACAGCUGGAGGGCCACAGGUUUGACAUCCCUGUCCUAGAAGUUGAGGUUAAAAAAAAAUUAAGUGGGGUAUUCCCACCCUGGACAUUUAUGGCACAUUGAUAGGUGCGGGGCCCCACCUGUUAUCUCCAGAACGGGGCCCUGAUGUGAACGGAGAGCAAACCCUGGCUCUGGAACUUCAGAAAAUAGACAAGAGGUGAUUGGUGCGGUGGUCGCGCCUGCGCAGUGUGAUCUCUGUUUACUUCUAGGCCCCAAUCUGGAGGUGGGAACACAUGGCAAAAAAUUAAAAUUAAAUU
This is a messenger RNA of Bufo bufo (common toad), 2353 nucleotides long. RefSeq names its product TEPSIN adaptor related protein complex 4 accessory protein (gene TEPSIN). The record is from RefSeq and is a predicted model, not a curated record. The transcript has 13 exons. Gene Ontology annotation, cellular component: trans-Golgi network membrane. The coding region runs from base 16 to 1737 and encodes 573 amino acids. Lineage: Eukaryota; Metazoa; Chordata; Amphibia; Anura; Bufonidae.